Messenger RNA from Toxotes jaculatrix (banded archerfish), 913 nucleotides. RefSeq lists its product as uncharacterized. The transcript has 6 exons. The coding region runs from base 191 to 844 and encodes 217 amino acids. The record is from RefSeq and is a predicted model, not a curated record. NCBI's taxonomy places the organism in Eukaryota, Metazoa, Chordata, Actinopteri, Toxotidae.
CUGCUGGGAUUCAUGCAGGGGGGAGACUGUGGAUACAAAGCUUGUGGCAGGCAGUGAGGAGAUACACCUGAGGACAAAAUAGAAGGAGUGUGGGAGACAAACAGCCAAGUACAUACACAAGCCACAGAGGGAAAGCUUGCUUUUUUUUUCUUUUUUUUUUUUUUAAAAAGAGAACAGAGCCAUCUAGAGGAUGAAGUGUGUUGCUGUUGUUGUAUUGCUGAGUCUUCUUUCACUGGGACACUCAGCUCCUGUGAGCAGCUGUGACAGUCUGGUAAAACCAAUAACUAUCAGCAAUGAAGAAAUGUUGGGUAGGUGGCUGUACAUCGGUGGGAGCUCUGACCUCCCGGGAAGCCGCUCCCUGGGCCACCUGCUGACCAGUGCCUGGCUGGACAUCACUGCGACCACCCAAAGCAACAUCCUCAAUCUCAUCCAGACUCAGAGAAUAUAUGGUGAAUGUUCGAGCUUAGCAUACAACGUGACCUUUGAAAACAGCACAAUGUUAAUUGAGCAACCUUUCUACCUCAAGGAAGAAUAUCUGACGACCGACUGCUCCGACUGUUUGGUUGUCUAUGAAAAAGUCACCUCUGGCAAAGACACUUUUACCAGUCUUCUGCUUUUUAGCAGGAGAAAGAGUGUCUCACCUGAUGUUCUGGAGGUGCUCAAGAAACAAGCAGAAUGUCUCCACAUGCCAUCGCCCAUCAUGAUAGACCCAAACUAUGAAAUUUGCCCAGACAACAUCCCGCCCUCAGAGGGACUGAGCGCCCUCAACUCCCUAUUAGAGGCAAAGAUGGGACAUCGAGUUGCGAAGGUUCUGGAUUCUCUUUUUGAUUUGUUUGUGAACUGAUUUAUGCUUAGUUUUGAUUUCCACUAAAGUCUUUUUUUUUUGAGGAAGCCUAGAUUUUUUUUUCUGAUA